AUUGUAUUAUACGUCAAUGUAUUUACUACGGCGAAUUUCCCCGAAAUUGCUAAUCUGUGAUGUAAAGUCAACCAACUUCUUCCCGGUCACAGGAAUCUCUGCGUUUCCUCCACUUCCUGUUCUUUUGCGAAUUUGAAGACCAUGGCCAAAAGGCCAGGGGACAACGACCCCAUGGGCAGCGGCCAACCACCACUAAAGAAAGUUCAGUUUGAACCGAUCAGGAUCGGCCCAAUUUCAACAUUAGAAGAAAUGGACAUCAAAGUCUUACAAUUCCAGAACAAGAAAUUAGCGCAGAGGUUAGAACAAAAGAACCGGACAGAAGCUGAGUUGCGGCAGCGAAUAGAGCAGCUAGAAAAGCGACAGACUCAGGAUGAUGCUGUCCUCAACGUUGUCAACCGAUAUUGGAAUCAGCUCAAUGAGGAUAUCAGAAUUCUGUUGCAAAGAUUUGACUCUGAAACUGCAGAUGAGUCCGAGAGUAAAAAUGAGAACGAAGCAACAACUUCUUUCCUUAUGCAGCUAUCAACAUGGGACAAAGAAGAACUGGAUGAGAAAUUAGCAAAUCGAGUCCAAGUGUCAAAGCGAGCUGUUGCCAAAGUAAUUCAAGCUUUCGAUCGCCUGAUGCAAAGGAAUGAAAAAAUUACCGCUGCUUUAAAAGGAGAGUUGAAUAAUGAAGCACCAAGUGUUGAUGAAGUUGUGCGGCAAGCAAAUAUUGAAAUUCAAGCUGAAAAUCGAAACUUACAAGCAUUGAACACCUCGCUGCACAAAAAAUAUCACGCAAACUCUUUAAAGAUGGCAGAACUGGAAGAACAGGUAGUUGGUAAAGACACCGAAGCUGCAGAGCUUCGGAAUCAGAUCGAUGAUUUGCAGUACGAGCUUCAGAAAGUGCAAUCCCGCAACGAUAAGCUAGAAAACCAUCUUGCCGAAGCAAUGGAAAAGUUGAAAAACGUCCAGCAACAGGUUCAGCACCAGACAGACGAGAAGAGCGGUGAGAAGGACAAAAAGCAGGCUGUCGUCGUCACUAAUACAAUCAAUCAGAAAAAGUUGGAGGAGCUGGAGAAAGAAUUAGAAGAAGUGAAGGAAUUAGCUAACAACAGGCUUACUGAACUGGAUCGAUUACAUCAACAACACCGAGACACACUUAAAGAAGUAGAAAAAUUAAAAAUGGAUAUUCAAAAAGGAAGAGCUGAAAAACAGUGAGAAAUGUGGACUAAA
Messenger RNA from Bemisia tabaci, 1212 nucleotides. The record is from RefSeq and is a predicted model, not a curated record. Lineage: Eukaryota; Metazoa; Arthropoda; Insecta; Hemiptera; Aleyrodidae.